GGUAACAUAAUUAGUAGCACAAACGCUUUCAAAUCUUCUCCUCCAGUUUAUAGGGGGAAUUACAAAGUUGUUGGUAUGCUUACUACCAUCUUCUUUACUAAUUUAAUAUUGUGUAAUUUUUGUAACUUUAAAUUCUCUCCAGAAUCAAAGAUAAAUUACGAUGCAUCUGAUCUCAUAGGCCCUAUGACAUAGGGGUUCAUUGUCACAUCCUUUCCUGGUGCCCAGAAUCCCUUGCAGCGCCCCUGGCGUUUACCUUUCACACAAUCGUAGUCUUAAAUAUAACACAGGGCGGCCCUCUCUCGAUUUAAUUUUUUUAAUUAAGAAAAUCUUUAUAAAAUUAACGCAUGGUUUUUUCUAAUAAUUGUUAAAUAUUGAUAUCUCUACGCCGCGGGAGGGAUUUUAAAAUAUCUUGAAGGUUGGGUUUACAAAUCGAAACCACUCCCUUUUCUUUCAGCAAAUAAAUGCAGCGGCUGAUCAAAUCACUACUAUCAGUCUAUCGCUGUUUUGAAAUAAGGCUCUUUUAAUUGUUCUUCUUCUCAUUUAAUUUACUUCCAACCGUCACAACAAGCCAUUCAACCCCAUCCGGCAUCAAAUGGAGACGACAGACAUUAACCUGUCGGAGGUGAACCUCAAGAACACCGAUGAUGAGACAGUAUCAUCGACAAUGGACCUGGAGACUGCAGUGAAGGAAUGCUCUGCUGCCCUGGAACUGUUCCUGAACAACAGAUUUUCUGAUGCUUUAGCCGCUCUAAAGCCCUGGAAGAGUAAAAGCAUGUACCACGCUAUGGGCUACAGCAGUAUCCUGGUGAUGCAAGCUGGAAUGACCUUUGACCCAAAGGACAUGGAUCUUGCCAUGACUUCAUUGAGAGAGUCACUGCAGACGUGCCAAGGAUUUCGGAAAAAAACUGGGAUCGUGGAGACUCUGACCAGCAUGUGGUACAGACAACCAUCAGACAGUAUGACGGAGGAGGAGCUGCAUGCAGAGCUGUGUUACGCUGAGGUUCUGCUCCAGAAGGCAGCGCUUACAUUCCUGGACGAAAGUAUUAUUGGGUUCAUCAAAGGUGGCAUGAAAAUAAGAAACAGUUAUCAGAUUUACAAAGACUGCCUGGCCAUGGCUAAUGCUACCAAAGACAUGGAAAAAAGGAGCACGUAUGUUCAUUUUAAGGGCGGUGUCAACAUGGGGAUUGGGUCAUUUAAUCUGAUGCUGUCCCUGCUGCCAUCAAGAGUUCUCCGACUGAUGGAGUUUCUGGGUUUUUCAGGAGACAGGGACCUGGGUUUGUCACUGCUGCGAGAAGGUGCGGCCAGCGACAGCCUGCGCUCCAUCCUCAGCGCCCUGACUCUCCUGAUGUUUCAUCUAUACAUCACAGUGAUACUUGGUACUGGUGAGGGAGACCUGACCGAGGCUGAAACUUUGCUUCAACCUUACACUGAGAAGUUUCCUAAUGGAGCCCUCAUGCUUUUCUACGUUGCCAGAAUUGCUCUGCUCAAAGGAAACUUCACAUUUGCCCAGGAAAAGUUUCUCGCAUGUAUCGCAGCCCAAGAAGAGUGGCAUCAGAUUCACCACCUGUGUUACUGGGAGCUGAUGUGGGCCUACUCCUUUGAGCAGAACUGGAUGGAGGCUUAUCGUUACGCUGACCUUCUCUGCAAAGAGAGCAAAUGGUCCCAGGCAGUUUAUGUUUUCCAGAAGGCAGCCAUCUUGAGCAUGCUCCCAGAGGAAGAAGUCUCUAAACUAGGGGAGAAUGUCGUGGAGUUAUUCAGGCAGGUGGAUCAUCUGAGACUCCGGAUCGCUGGGAAAUCUAUUCCAACGGAGAAAUUUGCAGCCAAAAAAGCUCAGCGUUACUCUCACCCUAACCCUGUCAAGUUAGUUGUUCCUGCAUUGGAAAUGAUGUACGUUUGGAAUGGCUUCACGAUACUUGGGAAAAGGCCUGAGCUGACCGAGAACAUCUUGACCACCCUGGAAAAAGCAGAGGAGCAGCUGAAAAAUGAUCAAAAUCCAUCCGAGUAUCACCUGGAUGAUCAGUGCGUUGUCCAACUGCUGAAGGGGUUGUGUCUCAGACAUUUGGACCGUCUGAAUGAGGCCGAGCGAUGCUUUAAUCAUGUUAUUGCAAGUGAAAACAACAUAAAGCAUGAAAGUUACCUGGUGCCAUUUACCAUAUAUGAGCUGGGGCUGCUACACAAACAGAAAGGAGACAUCCAGGCUGCCAUCAAAGUGAUUGAAAAUGUCAAGAUGAACUACAAAGACUACAACAUGGAAUCAAGGCUACAUUUCCGAAUUCAUGCUACGCUCAACACAAUGGGCACAUUUUCAGCCAAACUUCCUCCUUCACGUACACCAGCUUAAAGAUGCCAGGAAUGCGACUCAUGGGA
Cynoglossus semilaevis (tongue sole) is the source of this 2367-nucleotide messenger RNA. Its product is annotated as tetratricopeptide repeat protein 39B. The transcript is spliced from 18 exons. NCBI's taxonomy places the organism in Eukaryota, Metazoa, Chordata, Actinopteri, Pleuronectiformes, Cynoglossidae. The coding region runs from base 593 to 2341 and encodes 582 amino acids. Gene Ontology annotation, molecular function: protein binding. The record is from RefSeq and is a predicted model, not a curated record.